AUGAUAGUGCACCACGUCAAGAGACAUCUUUGCCAAUCUUGCUGCCAGAGUUCAACAUCCAGACUUUUGAAACAGGCUCUACAAGUGAUGUUGAUUGCCCCCCUUCUGCUGUUGGACUCCCAGUACAAGUCUCCUCCAUCUGUCCGUACGAACCAGAACAAAACUCAAGACUUCCGAUAAUGGUCUCACUGAAGAUGACCACCCCACAACAAAGAGUCGGCCAACACGAAAACCCGGCAUUCAACCGAGGGGACAGAUCACAGACUCGACCUAAGAUGGCGGCCCCUAACAACACUCUACCAAAGGUCGCAGGCCCUGACAACACUCUACCAAUUGUCACAGCACUUGACAACACUCCUGACAGAGUUCUACAUCAUGAUAAAGAAACGCCCCCGAAAGAAAAGCCACGAGCUUCAGACAACACUCCGGACAGGGUUUUACAUCUUAAGGAAGAAACGUCACCGGAAAUAAUUCCAAGAGCUUCCCAGGUUGCAAACAAGAGAUGCAACUGUAAGUCAGCACUCAGUUCAACAUCCCCAGACAAAGCCACGCGCCCGAAAGCCCUCGCGACCGCCAGACAGAGAGAGGAUGUGAGGAGAUCGGUAAGCCUGGAUGAGUCCACUCACUCUGAACCUCACUCUCUGUGCUCCAACCUGCCAGAUUCAGUCAGCUGUCCUGGCCUCGAUGAGAUGAUAAGCGGAAAAAGUGUCACCAGAAAAGAGCCGCAGGCUCCUAGAGUUUCAACUCCAAGAGAGGGAAGGUGUGAAGAAAGGCGGUUGCCAAGUGAUCACCAUGACAACACAGGACGGAAAGCACAGCCUGGAUUAUUUGGAAGUAUGGAGACGAUAACUGAAGACACUGCACACAUUGUGAAGAAGAAAACGCCGGUUGGAAACCAAAAUGGAAGGACGAGUCUGAAUGUGGAAGCUCUGAGCUUAGGUGGAAACAAGGUGGCCACCACAAUAGUGCAGAUGAUAAAGAAACAGCUGGUUGACAAGACACAUUUUGACCUCCCAUAUUCCAAGUUCUCCGCCUUGUGCCUAAGGCUCUACAAUACUGGCAGCAACUGGAAAAUCCUGGCUGGAAAACUUGGACUCACGGUUGAAGACGUCUUGCUGAUUGACAACUGCAGCGCCCAACACGGCCUGCUCGCUGCGGAAAUUGUCCUGCGACACUGGCAGAGAACAGCUGGUCAGGAUGGCACAGCUCCCUGUAACCUGCACAACCUACAGGGCAUUCUGGUAGACAUGGGGAGGGAAGAUCUGGUGGAAAUGUUAACAAACUAAAUUCUAAAAAUUUCAUACACACCUUUCACAGUUUCCAUUAGCUGCUAGGAGAUAUGGGCAAGCCUGAUGAAGUCCAGCCUUGUAAGCUUUGGGGAGGAAAGAUCUAGUGGAAAUGUUAACCAACUAAAUCUUUAAAACUUUGCACCUUUUCACAGAUCCCAUGGCCUACUCAGUAGUCUUGGUAGGUGCACUUUCAGAAUCCACACUGCAAAAUGGGCCAUCCUGUGCUGGCUAACAACUGACACAGAGUCAUGUGCAGGGCUGUUUCCAGUUGCCCCACUAAGUUAGCUUGUUGUGACAAAAAUUUCACCCCAUCCAUCCCCCAAAAUUGGAACUUCACUACAUGAAAAUAUAUGUCCAGCAGUUCUAGAAAGAAAAAUUAGAAUCUACCAAAACUAUGUAUUAACAUUGGCUCCUAAACUUGAAAUAAAACAAAUCUUCCCUGUUCCUUAACAACAAUUUAACCAUUAAUUGUUCCUUCCAAGGCCAGCGGUAGAGAAACUGCCAAUACAGUAGUCCAUGCCCAUUGACCUCAAAAAGCUAGAAUGAGGUUUUAACAUCUUGCCAAGUUCAAAGAAAAGCAAACCACUGCCUACAAAAUUAUCAUAUUCUUAUGUAUACGUUUUAGACAAUCAGAAUGAAUCACAUUUUAGAGGUGUAUCAAAAUAGGAAUUAUAUAACGUUUAAAGACUCUAGUUUAAAAAAAAACAAUUAUUCAGAUCACUCUAGUAGGUUUGUAAGUAGGGAAAAGGGUAAUUUGUAUGUAGGAAAACGGGUAAU
Branchiostoma floridae (Florida lancelet) is the source of this 2066-nucleotide messenger RNA. RefSeq lists its product as uncharacterized. Gene Ontology annotation, biological process: signal transduction. The transcript is spliced from 5 exons. The record is from RefSeq and is a predicted model, not a curated record. Gene Ontology annotation, molecular function: protein binding. Lineage: Eukaryota; Metazoa; Chordata; Leptocardii; Amphioxiformes; Branchiostomatidae. Bases 180 to 1286 code for a protein of 368 amino acids.